Messenger RNA from Adineta ricciae, 2289 nucleotides. NCBI's taxonomy places the organism in Eukaryota, Metazoa, Rotifera, Eurotatoria, Adinetida, Adinetidae. The record is from the annotation of a GenBank genome assembly.
AUGAUUCGAUUUCUUCUUGUUUUAAUCUGCAUCAACUAUGGAUAUGGGUAUCCCGAAGGUGCACCGACUGAGAUAUGUGACACGAUGAUGCCAAAUCAUCAUGUAGCACCGAAACAAUGUCAAACAAAGUAUAUUAUCGAAACGGAUAAAUCCGUAUAUUAUCCUGAUGAUAUUGUUCGAAUCACUGUUCAUGGUGUAACAGAUAACGAUCAUUUUAAAGGAAUUCUUCUUAUGGCUAAAAAUCAACCUAAUCAGCAGAUUGUUGGAACAUGGUCAACAACGAAUUCACCAGUUAAAACAAUCGAUUGCGAUAGCAAACAGAAUACAGCUAUCACUCACACAACAGCUGAUGAAAAACUACGAGUCGAAGCAUUAUGGCACGCCCCGAACGUUCUGUUACAAGGAGAUACUAUUAUUAAGGCAACUAUUGUUAAAUCAUAUGAUGAAAUUUACGUGGAUUGCUUUAAUAUCACAUUAGUACCAACAACACAAACAGAUUCAGCUAAUCAAAGUAGAUUCGAACGAAAUUCCUUCUUGAAAGCAAAUACAAACGUAUCAUGGACAUACACUAACGAUACGGUAAUGGUAAAAAUGACUACCAACCAAGUCAAUAUUAGUGAAUGGAGAGCGAUUGGUUUUUCUGACGAUCGGGAAAUGGGUAAUGAGUAUAUAUUCGUAUGCCAAGUUUCAUCAACAGGCGCUCCAUUACUUCGACGAAUGCAUACAUUGGGUGGCAAACGACCACCGAGUGCAUCUGUUGCAGAUGUUUCUUUAAUCAGUGUUACGUAUGAAAAUGGUCAAGCAACAUGUGAAUUCUCUUUCAAUACCACUUCUGAACAGGUUGCAAAUGAACCAGUGCCUGUUGUCACAAACAAAAAUUAUUAUCUCAUCUUUGGUGCCGGAAUUCUUCGCACAGGAGAUUUAAUAACCAAACACAAUUUUACAUUUGUCUCAUCGAAAACGUAUCAACUACAAAAUCCAGAAAUGAUUGAUAUUGACAAACCAACAGCUAACGCAACUGCACCCGUGACAAGUGAUAUUAAAGCGAAUAUUAGUUGGACAUACAAUAAUGGUACUACUAAUGUCAAUAUGAGAAUCAAUAAUCUGAAAACGUUACAGUGGUUUGCAAUUGGUUUUUCACGCGAUCAUAGAAUGGGAGAAGAUCAUGUCUUCAUCUGUCGACGCUUAGCUAAUGAUACAAUAUCUCUUCAGCGUUAUAUUAAUCCAGGCGGUCAUGAUCGACCUGUACCACACAAUGGAAUUUCAGAUUGGGGUGGUAUUUUCACUGUUAGUCGGGAAAGACUUGAGAAUGGAGUUGCGGACUGUGAUUUUACACUAUCUGAUUUUGUCCCUGCAGCAAAUCAAUCCGAUCAACUUAGUUUUCCUGCACUCUCUCAAUCAACUGAAUACAGUCCAUUGAUUGCACUUGGAUCUUUAGGUAGUUCAGGUCGACUUGAAAAACAUUCGUUUCGCGACGCACUAUCUCGAAGUGUCAUGUUGAAUCGAGCAGAGACAAUUGCUAUCAAUGCUCAAUCCAAUGGACCUAAUUCUGAUAAUCUUAUGAAAGCCCAUGGUAUUAUCAUGAUUUUCACAUGGAUAGUUCUUGUUUCAACAGGUAUUCUUAUUGCACGCUACUUCAAACGUUCGUGGAGUAAUCGAAAAAUUUGUGGUAAAGCAAUCUGGUUUGCUGUUCAUCGUACUAUUAUGACCAGUGUGGCAAUUUUAACAUUGAUUGCUUUUAUUCUCAUCCUUGUCUAUAAAAAAGGACAGUGGGUAUCACAAGCGAAUCGACGUGAAUUUGCACAUUCUGUCAUUGGAAUGCUAGUUAUAAGUUUCGCAACUAUUCAACCAUUUAUGGCUUUAUUUCGGUGCAAUCCGGACGCUCGUUAUCGUUUCGUAUUUAAUUAUGCUCAUGCGGCUGUUGGUUUCAGUGCCUUUAUACUUUCCAUAGCCGCAAUAUUUUUAGCGAUGUUUUUCGAAUAUUUCGAUUUCCGAACGCACAAAGAGUGGGCAAUCGUUGCAGCAUGGUCAUGUUGGUUACCAAUAAUAUUCGUAGCUUUUGAAAUGAUCGAAAUUUAUUUUCAAAAGACUUCAUUGAAAGCAGAAAAAGCAGAUUCGUUUGCAAUGAAUGAUCGAAAUGGAACAAAUAAUGCAAAAGUCGAAACAAUAUCGUCAGCGAAUGAACCGGUGAAGGAUCGAAUCAAACUGAUUUUUCUUUCUGUUCAUCUUCUCAUCGCUUUUGCAUUAGCAUUAGCAUUAAUGAUCCUUAUUGGCCAGUCAAAAAACUAA